Stegostoma tigrinum is the source of this 1524-nucleotide messenger RNA. RefSeq names its product creatine kinase M-type. Gene Ontology annotation, biological process: phosphocreatine biosynthetic process. Bases 154 to 1299 code for a protein of 381 amino acids. The record is from RefSeq and is a predicted model, not a curated record. Gene Ontology annotation, molecular function: creatine kinase activity. NCBI's taxonomy places the organism in Eukaryota, Metazoa, Chordata, Chondrichthyes, Orectolobiformes, Stegostomatidae. The transcript is spliced from 8 exons.
ACAUGGCGAGGCUCACCAUGUUGGGAUCAAGCCUUGUGCAGUAUAAAGGGAGCAGCAGAUACUGCGCUCGUCCUGGCUCACCGUUAGAGCGGUAGGUGUCAGGGUCACAGCCGAAGGGGACGAGCCGAAUCAGGACUUGGUCAAUUUGCAAUCAUGCCUUUCGGUAACACCCACAACAAAUGGAAGCUGAACUACUCAGCAGAGGAAGAGUUUCCUGACCUCAGCAAACACAACAAUCACAUGGCCAAAGCCCUGACCCUGGACAUCUACAAACGUCUUCGGGACAAGGAAACACCUAGUGGCUUCACCCUUGACGAUGUGAUCCAGACUGGUGUGGACAACCCAGGUCAUCCUUUCAUCAUGACCGUGGGCUGCGUUGCUGGUGACGAGGAAUCUUACGAAGUCUUCAGGGAUCUCUUCGAUCCUGUCAUUGAGGAUCGUCACGGCGGCUACAAACCUACAGAUAAACACAAGACUGACCUGAACCAUGAGAAUCUGAAGGGCGGUGAUGACCUCGAUUCCAACUACGUCCUGAGCAGCAGGGUCCGAACCGGCCGCAGCAUCAAGGGCAUUGCUCUGCCGCCUCACUGCAGCCGUGGGGAGCGACGCCUCAUUGAGAAACUCUCCGUAGAAGCUCUUAACAGCCUGAUCGGUGAGUUCAAGGGUAAAUAUUACCCGCUAGCCAGUAUGUCUGACGCAGAGCAGCAACAGCUGAUCGAUGACCACUUCCUGUUUGACAAGCCAGUCUCCCCACUGCUCCUGGCCUCUGGAAUGGCCCGUGAUUGGCCUGAUGCAAGAGGAAUUUGGCAUAAUGAUGAUAAAACCUUCUUGGUUUGGGUCAAUGAGGAAGACCACCUCCGUGUCAUCUCCAUGCAGAAAGGUGGCAACAUGAAGGAGGUGUUCAGGCGUUUCUGCGUGGGUCUGAAAAAGAUUGAAGACAUCUUUGUCAAGGCUGGGCGCGGUUUCAUGUGGAAUGAGCAUCUUGGCUAUGUCCUCACUUGCCCAUCUAACCUGGGCACUGGCCUACGGGGCGGUGUCCACGUUAAAAUUCCUCACCUGUGCAAGCAUGAGAAAUUCGGCGAGAUCCUUAAGAGGACAAGGCUUCAGAAGCGUGGCACAGGUGGUGUGGACACUGAAGCAGUUGGCAGUGUCUAUGACAUUUCCAAUGCUGAUCGCCUGGGCUUCUCUGAGGUCGAGCAGGUCCAGAUGGUGGUUGAUGGCGUGAAGCUGAUGAUCGAGAUGGAGAAACGACUAGAGAAGGGGAAGAGCAUUGACGACCUGAUGCCAGCCCAGAAGUAAACAAGAAGAAGUGGUGGCAGUCCUGGGAGCUGCCUUGGAACAUCACAGGUCAUGAACUUUGAACUUUGGAGAGAGCUUCUUACACUCGUAGCUCCUAGGCCACAGGCUUGUCUCUAAGAUAAGGAUGACAUCAGUUAAGGAGGCAGAAGGUUGGCUUUAGUCAUGUGGAAGUGCUCCUAGACACCUCUUAACAUUGACAAUGCACCAAUAAACAUGGCCCCAGAA